Cuscuta europaea is the source of this 1814-nucleotide messenger RNA. The record is from the annotation of a GenBank genome assembly. NCBI's taxonomy places the organism in Eukaryota, Viridiplantae, Streptophyta, Magnoliopsida, Solanales, Convolvulaceae.
GAACCUCCGUCCUAAAGUUCCCAAAGAAGAUAUGGAAAGUGCAGCAUCGGCUUCGGUGAAUCACCAAAUCGUCGAUGUCCGGUCUGUGGUGGAGGCAGUGGCCGCCGCAGGAGAUGAUACAUAUACCAAUACGCCCCUGCACGUGGUUGAGAGUCUAUGUAUGCGCUGCGGAGAGAAUGGCGUAACUAGGUUCUUGUUAACUUUAAUACCUCACUUUAGGAAGAUACUAUUGUCAGCAUUUGAGUGCCCCCAUUGUUGUGAAAGAAACAAUGAAGUGCAAUUUGCUGGUGAAAUUCAGCCACGUGGGUGUUGCUAUAGUUUGCAUUUUCAUGCUGGCGAUCAAAAGUUGCAGGUGCUUGAUCGAACAGUGGUAAAAUCUGAAAGUGCUACUAUCAAGAUUCCUGAACUGGAUUUUGAGAUCCCUACAGAGGCACAACGCGGUUCUCUGUCCACGGUGGAAGGGAUUUUGGUUAGAGCUGCUGAUGGGCUGGAGGCCCUUCAGGAUGAAAGAAAGAAAGUUGACCCCAAGAUGGCUGAAGCUAUAGAUGAGUUUUUGGUAAAAUUAAGAGCUUGUGCUACUGGAGAUUCAUCCUUCACCUUUAUUCUUGAUGAUCCCUCUGGCAACAGCUUCAUUGAAAAUCCGUUUGCUCCAUCUCCUGACCCGUUGCUGACCAUUAAGUUCUAUGAGAGAACUCCUGAACAACAGAAAACCUUAGGAUAUCUCGCUGAUCCCUCACAUGUAGACCACACCGGUGAGACAUUGAUAGUGGGGGCAAAUAAUCAAAUGGGAAAUGCGCCACAUGGAGCAGUUGGUGCAAAAGCUGGACAACGUGCCAUUGCUCAGAGUAAUAGUGCUGAAAUCUCAGAAGCUUUAUUUAGAUAUUCUUCGCCAGAGGAGGUGAUGGUAUUUCCAACGACUUGUGGAGCUUGUGCUGCAAGUUGUGAAUGCCGAAUGUUUGUUACUAACAUUCCUUAUUUUCGAGAAGUUAUUGUAAUGGCAUCUUCUUGUGAUGCUUGUGGGUAUCGCAAUUCCGAGUUGAAACCUGGUGGUAGCAUUUCUGACAAAGGGAAGAAGAUCACAGUUCAGGUGGAGAAUGUGAAAGAUUUAAGUAGAGAUGUGAUAAAGUCAGAUAGUGCUGGGGUGAGCAUACCGGAGCUUGAUUUGGAGCUUACCAGUGGCACUCUGGGUGGUGUUGUGACAACUGUUGAAGGUUUACUCACAAAAAUUAGUGAAAAUCUUGAAAGGGUGCAGGGGUUCACAUUUGGAGAUAGUCUAGAUGGUGACAGGAAAUCGAAGUGGCUGGAUUUCACAGAAAGACUUCGCAAGCUUUUGAACUUGGAAACACCCUGGACUUUGAUUAUCGACGAUGCAUUGGCAAAUUCUUUUGUGGCUCCGGUUACUGAUGAUAUGCGAGACGACAAGCAGUUAACAUUUGAGGAAUAUGAGAGAUCAUGGGAACAGAAUGAGGAGUUAGGCCUUAACGACAUGGACACUUCUAUGGCCGAUGCCUCCUAUUCUUGUGAGGACACUGCAGCUGCCAAAGAAAACUGAUGGGUGGCGAGGGGCCCCACACUCUGCAUCACACCCCUUCUGUUGUAAUUUCUCUUUGUAACUUAGAAGCCUAAAUUUCACAAUUUGUUGAGGACAAAAGGCGGUUUUUGUGGAUUGUUAAUGACAAAAGUUACCGUUCUAACUUUAAUUUUUUAUGUACUUGUAGUCGUAGAAUAGCAGUAACUUUCCAUUGUUAAUUUUGAUAAUUUUUCUUCGGAAAACUUUAUUAGAUUAGUAAAAUUAAAUAAUAUUUUAAAAAUUA